AAAACUACAUAUAUACCCCUCCUUCCCUCCCAGCGGCCCUGCCCAAUUGUUAAAGCAUCUUUUAUUCUUCGUCUUUUUACCCCACUGUUAGGUAUAUUAGCAGCUAGUAUGACCAAAAGUAUAUAUGAAACAACAAGUCGGAGCUAGCCUGAGAAUGACGAAACAACAAGGAGCCCCUUUUGGCUCACGACGUCACGAUUGCCGCCGCCGGCGCCGCCACGAUGAAUGGGCGGCAGGUAUCAAAUCCGAAACCAUCACCGGCGACGGUGAAAAUAGGAUCUCCAGAAGAUACUCUGCAUCUCACGCAACCAGCAGUUUCAGAGAAGAAGAAGAAGAAGAAGAUAGGACGGCCUUUAUCAAUAAUAAGUCGUCGGCCUCUUCCAGAUCAAACUUCACCAUUUCCAGCACCGUCUCUUCUCCGGGCUUCAACUUCAAAGGUAAAUUACUGCCUCCUGUUGCCUUUUUUUUACGGAAGAAAUCGACCUUUCCUCGUAUUCUUUUACCACCGCCCUCAAAGCGUUACAGGGGCGGAGAUGGGAGGGCAUGGGCAGAGGAGAGGGAUUAGCGUUGAACUCAAAGUGGAACGAGGCGGAGAAAUACAUAUGCAAUCCAUUGUCAGGGGAGGUGCCGGUGGAAUGCCUCUCUGCAAACACACGGCUCUGUGGCGGCGGCGGCGGGAGAUCCUUCCGGUCAUCGUCGGACCGGCUAAGCACCCGCCGGGUUUCAAUGUCCGCCCCUCUGUUUUAUCCUCCCAAACCCCAUAAUAAUCUACUGCACCACCCUCAUCAACAACACCAUCUUCUUCUUGGAAUCAUAACAGAUAAAAACCCCGCCGCCCCCGGCAUUCCAAACAAUAUACAGAAGGGGGAGAAAAUGGCAACAACAUGUCAUCAUCAUCAUCUUAAUGGUUCAAAAACAUCAAGAAAUUGUAGUCCAGCAGCAGCAGCAGCCCCAACCCCAUCGUCCAUUAUUAUUCAAGAGAGCUCAGUAAUUAUGAGGACUCAUUCUCCUCCCUCUUCCUCUACUGCAAAAGUACAAUCUCAUGAGGAAAAGAGAGAAGAAAUAAAAGAGUCAAGGAAGAAGGAAGCUGCAGAGAUCACCGGAAAAAAUGACUUGGGAGAGAAAGGGAAGCAAGAGACGGCGGCAGUGUCGGAGGAGCUUAGGCGGAGGAGGCCAGGAGGAGGGUGUUUGUCGUGGAGGCGUUUCUUGUGGAUGAGAAAAAGGGAAAGAGAUAAGGAGAAACUUAGAGGACCUACGAAAAAUAAGAAUAGUCAUUAUAGUAGGAACAUCUUUCUUUGCCCCAUUCAUCAAUGGUAAUUAAAAAAAGAUUAAAUUUUAUAAUUGGUUCUUUGUAAACAAAGAAAUUUUCAUAUUUAGUCAUUCUAUCAAAUAUUA
Molecule: messenger RNA, 1395 nt
Organism: Cuscuta campestris
Lineage: Eukaryota; Viridiplantae; Streptophyta; Magnoliopsida; Solanales; Convolvulaceae
Source: the annotation of a GenBank genome assembly